CUCUCCUCGACGGCGAGCCUCCCAUUGCGUCUUCUGUGAGCGUAGCUGGGCUGCCUCUCUGCUAAUUGGUCUGCCGAGUCUGCAUUCUCAACACCACAUCCGCUCGCGACACGCCAAUACAUCCUCCAGCAGUCGUUUAUCGCUAGCUCACUGCUCGCCGUCGCAGCACCAUGGCCGACACACAUACCGGUGUCUCUGAACACACGGAGACGCCUCCAAACCACCUCGGGAGCGACAUUCCUACCGGCGGCCUGGACGAGAAGAAGGAGUAUCCUACCGAACACCCCGAAGCUGGCAACGAUGUACCGCCCAAGAAGCUCGAGCAAGACGAGGACGAGGACGAGGACAUUGACGCCCUGAUCGAGGAGCUCGAGUCCAUGGACGCCGGCAUCGACGCCGAGGAAGAGGAGGUCACACAGCCUGGUGGUGCGAGGCCCGUCGCCGAGGACCUGCUCCAGACCGAUACCCGCACCGGUCUGACCUCCGCCGAGGUCCUCAUCCGCCGAAAGAAGUUCGGCCUGAAUCAGAUGAAGGAGGAGAAGGAGAAUCUGAUUCUCAAAUUCUUGGGUUACUUCAUUGGCCCUAUCCAGUUCGUCAUGGAGGCUGCCGCCGUUCUCGCUGCCGGUCUCCAGGAUUGGGUUGAUUUCGGUGUCAUUUGCGCCUUGCUCAUGCUUAACGCCUCUGUCGGUUUCAUCCAGGAAUUCCAGGCUGGUUCCAUCGUCGAGGAGUUGAAAAAGACUCUCGCGCUCAAGGCCACUGUUCUCCGUGAUGGUGCUCUCGCCGAUGUCGAGGCACCUGAAGUCGUCCCCGGUGACAUCCUCCAGAUCGAAGAAGGUACAAUCAUCCCCGCCGACGGCCGCAUUGUCACCGAGGACGCGUUCCUCCAGGUCGAUCAGUCCGCCAUCACCGGAGAGUCUCUCGCCGUGGACAAGCACAAGGGCGACACUUGCUAUGCCUCGUCCGCCGUCAAGCGUGGGGAAGCUUUCAUGGUUAUCACUGCCACGGGUGACAGCACCUUCGUUGGUCGCGCCGCCUCUCUCGUAGCCUCUGCCUCCGGUGGUACUGGUCAUUUCACUGAGGUGCUCAACGGCAUUGGCACGGUUCUUCUUAUUCUCGUCAUCAUCACACUGCUCGUCGUCUGGGUGUCGUCUUUCUACCGAUCCAAUUCUCUGGUCACCAUCCUCGAGUUCACCCUCGCCAUCACUAUCAUCGGUGUGCCCGUCGGUCUCCCCGCCGUCGUCACCACCACCAUGGCUGUCGGUGCCGCCUACCUUGCCAGGAAGCAGGCUAUCGUCCAGAAGCUCUCCGCUAUUGAGUCUUUGGCCGGUGUCGAGAUUCUCUGCUCUGACAAGACUGGCACGUUGACCAAGAACAAGCUCUCUCUCGCCGAACCCUACACUGUCGAGGGUGUUGAGCCCGAAGACCUCAUGUUGACUGCUUGCUUGGCCGCCUCCCGCAAGAAGAAGGGUAUUGAUGCCAUUGACAAGGCUUUCCUCAAGGCCCUCAAGUUCUACCCGCGUGCCAAGGGCGUCCUCUCCAAGUACAAGGUCAUCGACUUCCACCCAUUCGACCCCGUCUCCAAGAAGGUUCAGGCCGUUGUCGAGUCUCCCCAGGGCGAGCGCAUCAUCUGUGUCAAGGGCGCUCCUCUUUUCGUCUUGAAGACCGUCGAGGAGGACCACCCCAUUCCCGAAGCUGUUGAUGAAGCCUACAAGAACAAGGUUGCCGAAUUCGCUACUCGUGGUUUCCGUUCCCUCGGUGUUGCACGCAAGCGUGGUGAUGCCAGCUGGGAGAUCCUUGGUAUAAUGCCUUGUUCCGACCCUCCUCGUCACGAUACUGCCCGCACUAUCAACGAAGCCAAGACUCUCGGUCUGUCCAUCAAAAUGUUGACUGGUGAUGCCGUCGGUAUCGCCCGUGAAACUUCCCGGCAACUCGGUCUCGGCACUAACGUCUACAACGCUGAACGUCUUGGUCUCGGUGGAGGAGGAGAGAUGCCCGGUUCCGAGGUCUAUGAUUUCGUCGAGGCCGCUGAUGGUUUUGCCGAGGUUUUCCCCCAGCACAAGUACAACGUCGUCGAAAUUCUGCAACAGCGUGGCUACCUCGUUGCCAUGACUGGUGACGGUGUCAACGAUGCCCCGUCUCUCAAGAAGGCCGAUACCGGUAUCGCCGUCGAGGGUGCUUCCGAUGCUGCCCGUUCCGCCGCCGACAUUGUUUUCCUUGCCCCCGGUCUCUCCGCCAUCAUUGAUGCUCUCAAGACCUCUCGCCAAAUUUUCCAUCGUAUGUACGCCUACGUUGUCUAUCGUAUUGCGCUCUCGCUGCAUCUGGAAUUCUUCCUCGGUCUCUGGAUUGCCAUCCUCAACACCUCACUCAAUCUGGAACUCGUUGUCUUCAUCGCUAUUUUCGCUGAUAUCGCCACUCUUGCCAUCGCCUACGACAACGCCCCCUUCUCCAAGACCCCAGUCAAGUGGAACCUGCCCAAGCUUUGGGGCUUGUCCGUCCUUCUCGGUGUUGUCCUCGCCGUCGGUACCUGGAUCACUCUUACCACCAUGUUCCCCUACCAGGAUCUGCCCAACGCAGCCCACCAGGGUAUUAGCGGUGGUAUUGUUCAGAACUUUGGUGUUCGUGACGAAGUUCUCUUCCUCCAGAUCUCUCUCUCUGAGAACUGGCUGAUCUUCAUCACUCGUGCCAACGGUCCUUUCUGGUCGUCUAUCCCCUCGUGGCAACUUGCCGGUGCUAUCCUGUCUGUGGACUUGAUCGCCACCUUCUUCUGUCUCUUUGGUUGGUUCAUUGGUGGCCAGACCUCCAUUGUUGCUGUCGUCCGUAUUUGGAUCUUCUCCUUCGGUGUCUUCUGCGUCCUGGGUGGUGUGUAUUACCUCCUCCAGGACAGCGCCGGAUUCGACAACCUCAUGCACGGCAAGUCGCCAAAGAAGGACCAAAAGCAGCGGUCACUAGAAGAUUUCGUUGUCUCGUUACAACGCGUCUCGACAAAGCACGAGAAGGGCGAGUAGAAUCGUCCUGUUUGAUGAUUUGCAUGUUUUUUCUAAUACCAAGGUCUGAGUGACGGGAGGUUGCGAGGAAAGGGAAGAUCAAAGGAGUUGUCGAUAUUAUACACCCCCCAAAAAAAACCCAACACACUACAAAGCCUGCAAAACCACAACUGGUAAUAGUUGGG
Messenger RNA from Mytilinidion resinicola, 3169 nucleotides. RefSeq names its product plasma membrane ATPase. The coding region runs from base 171 to 3005 and encodes 944 amino acids. Gene Ontology annotation, molecular function: ATP binding; ATP hydrolysis activity; P-type proton-exporting transporter activity. Gene Ontology annotation, cellular component: plasma membrane. Lineage: Eukaryota; Fungi; Ascomycota; Dothideomycetes; Mytilinidiales; Mytilinidiaceae. The transcript is spliced from 6 exons. The record is from RefSeq and is a predicted model, not a curated record. Gene Ontology annotation, biological process: proton export across plasma membrane; regulation of intracellular pH.